GCGAGAGAGAGAGAGACCAAAACGAUAGCGAGGGCAAAGAGAGAAGAGAGAAGAGGGCUUUCGCGACGCCAUUGCUAGGGUUUUCGAUCCUUCAUCGAGCUUUUAGCAAUCAUCUCUCCUCUUCAUACGCUUCUCUUCUUCUUCUUCUUCUUCUUCUUCUUCUUUUUAAGGUACGUGUUGUCAUCUACCCGUUGUCGGCGCCGUGGCGUGGGGUGUUCUUUCUUGGCGCGUGAGUUUGGGUCCCGGAGCGUGGGCGAUGGGGGAGCAGGGGAAGGCUAAUGGUUCUAUUAAUUCGAUGCAGCGUGUAAAGGUGUACCAAUUGAAACAUGAUGGAAAAUGGGAUGACAAGGGAACUGGACAUGUUUCUGUCGAUUAUUUAGAGAGAUCAGAGGAUUUAGGAUUGAUUGUGAUUGAUGAGGAAGAUCAUAAUACCUUAAUUUCUCAUCGCAUCUCUUCAGAUGAGAUAUACAGAAAGCAAGAAGACACAAUCAUUUCAUGGCGAGAUCCAGAGCUCUCGACAGAGGUGGCUCUUAGCUUUCAGGAGCCUACGGGGUGCUCAUACAUAUGGGAUCAUAUCUGUGGGGUGCAGAGAAAUUUGCAUUUUAAUACUCUUAGUAAUCUUGAGGUUGGCCCUCGUCCAACAAUGGAAACUUUUGACUCUGUUGGUCGCUCACAUUCAAAUGAUGAACCAUUUCAUGCUGUUAACAGUGAACUGCAAGAGCUACCAUCUGUAGAACUAUCAACUCUUCCUUUAAUUUUGAAGACUCUUCUUGAAUGUGGGGUCACAGAUCCAUUGCGUGUGGCUGACCUAAUAUUGCAAGAUCUAGAAUUUUUCCCCAAGCUAGUUGAUUUAUUUAGGAUGUGUGAGGACUCAGAAAAUAUGGAUGGCCUACACAUGAUAUUUAGAUUGGUGAAGGCAAUAAGAAUGUGUUGGUUCAAAGUAGACUUACAUUUUGCACUUCCAGCCUUCCAGGAUUUUGUGGGGCAGAUUUUACUCUACUUCUCCCGCCUUGGUUAUACAGAUGACCCCGACAUCCCUCAAGUGCAAAAUCAUCGGUCUUUCUUAAAGGAGCAUGCGAUUUUCAAGGAGGCUAUCCCUAUUAAAGAUCCUUUGGUAUUGUCAAAGAUUCAUCAAACCUAUCGAAUUGGGUAUAUAAAGGAUGUUAUUUUGCCAAGAGUAUUGGAUGAGGCAACUAUUGCAAGUCUCAGUGCCAUCAUUCAAGCAAAUAAUGCUACUGUUGUUUUGUUGCUAAAAGAUGAUACUUCCUUUAUUCAAGAAUUAUUUGCAAGGAUGAAAUCACCCUCCAUAUCUGAUGAAUCAAAGAGAAACUUGGUGUUGUUUUUCCAUGAAUUUUGUGCUUUAAGCAAGAGUUUGGCACUUGGACAGCAGAUGCGGCUAUUUCGAGACCUUGCUAGUGAAGGUGUAUUUGACAUCAUUACAAGCAUGUUGCAGAGCCAGGAUAGGAAGCUUGUGUCAAUUGGGACAGAUCUCCUUUUACUUUUCCUCAACCAAGAUCCUAACCUUCUGAGGUCGUAUGUUAUUCAACCUGAAGGGAAUGCGCUUCUUGGACUUUUGGUUAAAGGUUUAGUCACAGACUUUGGUGAGGAUAUGCAUUGUCAAUUUCUUGAAAUUGUACGGAUUUUGUUGGACUCCCACACGUUGUCCGGAUCACAGUCGUUUCAGAGGGAUACCAUCAUAGAUAUAUUCUAUGAAAAACAUCUGGAUCAGUUAAUAGAUGUCAUAACAUCAUCCUGUCCCUCAACAAGUAUUUCACACAAAAGCUCCAAAUCAGUCUCUUCUAGUAGAAGACUAAACGCUCGUGGUGUUACAAAGCCUGAAAUUUUAUUGAACAUCUGUGAACUGCUGUGCUUUUGUGUGCUUCACCACCCUUACAGAAUAAAGUGCAACUUUCUUAUGAAUAAUGUUAUAGAGAAAGUGUUGCUCCUGACACGUAGAAGAGAGAAGUUUCUCGUAGUGGCAGCCAUUCGAUUUAUGCGAGCCAUUGUCUCCCGUAAUGAUGAUCAUCUAUUUCGUCAUAUUGUCAAAAACAACCUUCUGAAACCAAUUAUAGACAGUUUUAUUGGGAAUGGCAGUCGAUAUAAUAUGCUGCAUUCAGGUGUUCUAGAGCUUCUUGAGUACAUUCGCAAGGAAAACAUCAAGAUCCUCAUCCUGUAUGUAGUUGACACUUUCUGGGUUCAACUCAUGAGGUUUGAGCAUUUAGGGUCUAUUCAAGGACUUAGAGUUAAAUAUGAGCAGACCCUUGAGAGUUGUGACAUCAAGAACGGUCCAAAUGUAACAGACCCCAGAAAAAGGAUUGAUGAACGGGCUCUUGAAAAGGAAGAAGAAGAUUACUUCAAUGAGGACAGUGAUGAAGAAGAUUCAACUACUGCUCAUUCAUCUCGCACAUGGGACCAACGCACCCGUACUAGUUUGCCCAAUGGAAAUAAGGCUAACUAUUCGUCUUUAAGGCCUGCAUCUGGUGGUCUUGUGGACUACGAAGAUGAUGAUGACGAGGAUGAUGAUUACAACCCUCCUCCUAGAAAGCCUGAAGCAUCUGGAGGAGAUGACAGAGAAUCUACGAAGUCAAAACGUAAAUUAACUUCCAAGGCUGAUUGCGAAGACAAGGAUUUUGAGAUUGGCAAGAAACGUAGACUGGACCAGAAUUUUAGUGACAGCAAUAAUGUUUCCCCUCCUGCUGGCUCCCUUUGCACUGACAUUGAUUUUCCAAAUAAUACUCAGUUGUGUGAUGCAACUCUAACCACAGAAAACGACGACCGUUUACACGAGAACAGAGGUGACGAUGAAGAAAGCCCAAGUUCACAAAAUUGUCAUGAAAGUCAACCUGAAGCUGCAGAUAUGAGACAAUCAAGUAGUGAUGAUUGUCCAUUGGCAGCACCAAUGAACAAUUCUUCACCUGAUAUGGUUGUGAACGGUGCUAGUUCAGAGCCGUAUUCUGUGAGAUAACGCCGCAUCGUCUUACCUGCUGUAUUUAUCUGUGGGAGAGUCAGCGCUAACAAUACUGACUGUUCGGCGGAAAGGGUUAUAUGGCCGGCACCCGGACUGAAAAUGUCAAUGUUUAUCAGCUCAGACCUGUGCCAGUCUCAGCAAUGCAUGACCAACAAGCAAAAGUAUGAUCUUCUUUAAGAGUGGGUUGGCCCACAAUUAGCUUAAGAAGUGGUAUCUACAGUUAUAUGUUAAACAAUCCAGUAUGAUUCUCCAUAUUUUUAUGUGUGCAAUGACAUGAGCACCACUUCUGCUGCUAUUUUUUAAUUUCAAAAAUUUUGUGUUGCUAGUUUUUAGCUUAAAUCUGUGGAAAAACACAGAGCAAGACUUUUUCUUUUUAUCACAAAUAACCCCCAGGACUUGUAUUUCAUUCUAUAUAUAUAGACAGUUUUUGAUGCAAA
Dioscorea cayenensis subsp. rotundata (Guinea yam) is the source of this 3405-nucleotide messenger RNA. Its product is annotated as serine/threonine-protein phosphatase 4 regulatory subunit 3-like. The record is from RefSeq and is a predicted model, not a curated record. Gene Ontology annotation, biological process: protein dephosphorylation. Gene Ontology annotation, molecular function: protein phosphatase activator activity. The transcript has 25 exons. Lineage: Eukaryota; Viridiplantae; Streptophyta; Magnoliopsida; Dioscoreales; Dioscoreaceae. Bases 257 to 2965 code for a protein of 902 amino acids. Gene Ontology annotation, cellular component: protein phosphatase 4 complex; nucleoplasm.